AUGAAGGCCACGUGGUCAGGCUUCAAACCAUCCGAUGCCAUGCCCUCGAACAUCGCCAGCGCCUCCUUCCCCUUCCCGUGGGCCGCCAACGCGCAGACUAGGGACGUCCUGGUGAGCAGGUUCCUCUCUUUAAUGGGCAUUUCGUCGAACAUCUGGCGGGCAAUGGAGAUCCUGCCGGAAUUGGCCAGCGCCACCACCAGCGCCGACCCGAGCGCCGCCGUGACGCGCAGCCCGCGGCGGCGGCACGCGUAGCAAUAGACCCACGUCGCCAGCUCCGGCGAGCAGAGCCCGCCGGCGGCACGGGCGGCGCCCACCAGGGCCGCCUCGUCGGGGGCCACUCCAGCGGCCUGCAUAUGCCGGAAGGCGUGUAGGGCCUCGGCGUGGUGGCCGGCGGAGGAGGCGGCGGCGACGAGGGCGGUCCAGGAGACGAGAUCGCGGCGGGGCGGGGGGAUCUCGGAGAAGGCGAGGAGGGCCUGGCAGGGGAGGCGGUGGCGGCCGUAGAAGGCGACGAGGGCGUUGGAGGAGUGGGGGUGGCCGGGGGAGAGGAGGCCGAGCUUGGCGGCGAGGGCGUGGGCGGCGCAGCCGGCGAGGAGGCCGGAGAGUGGGGAGGGGUGGAGGGAGCAGGCGCGGAGGACGAGCGGGAAGGUGUAGCCAUCGGGGGCGGCGCCGCCGCGGCGCAUGGCGGAGAAGAGCGAGAGCGCCGCUGGGGAGCCGGCGGCGGUGCGGGCGUGCGCGCGGAUGA
Molecule: messenger RNA, 742 nt
Organism: Spirodela intermedia
Lineage: Eukaryota; Viridiplantae; Streptophyta; Magnoliopsida; Alismatales; Araceae
Source: the annotation of a GenBank genome assembly